Molecule: messenger RNA, 3105 nt
Organism: Cygnus atratus (black swan)
Lineage: Eukaryota; Metazoa; Chordata; Aves; Anseriformes; Anatidae
Gene: ARMH4
Product: armadillo like helical domain containing 4
Exons: 8
Coding region: 134-2380 (748 amino acids)
Source: RefSeq, a predicted model, not a curated record
GCCCCGGCCCCGUGCGGCCCCGGGAUGCUGCGGGGGAGCGCGGCGAGGUGCCGGGGGGCCGGGCGGAGCAGCUCCGGUCUUGCUUUCUGGACUUGUCAGCCUUGUGGACCUCUGCGCACACCUCUGUUCAGCAAUGAGUAGAUCAAUAGGAUUUAACAUCUGUGUGGUCACCUGCUGCAUCUUGCUCCUGUCCUCCAGGCCACCAUGCCUUGCCUCUCCGCUCCCGGAGGAGAGCGACAUGACAAAGGUCCAGCAAGACCUGUGGGCAGGGAAUGGGGUAGAAGAUGAAUGGACAAGCAUGCCAGACUUAAAUAACCUGGGUCCUGAGCAAACUGUCUCUGAAGAGCCAGCUGGAGUGUCAGCAAAGCCAUCUGGGAUGCCCUUAGAUGAAGCCUUCACUGCAGGAGGAGAAACACGGCCCGUAAGCCCAAGCCAUGUCUUCCUCAGCAGCCAGAGCCUGGGUGUUAGCACCCCUGCUGGGAAAGUGGCUGCUGAGGAAGAGAAGGAGCUCAGUCCCACAAAGUCAGAGCUGGAUGAAAAUGGAGAGUUCAAGGCCAUGCUGACCACAGCUGUGACCACGCUGAACCCCUCUGUCCAGGAAGAAUCUGUCAGCGGCCUCGUCAGCAAGGCCACCACGGAGGACUGUGAGGUGGGGCAGGGCUCUGCCAGCCUCUUGGCGAGCCCCCUUUCUGUGACAGCUGCAGCAGAGGAGGGGACAGCAGAGAGCAGCCUGCACCCCUCCGCGGCACCCCAACCCCACAGCGAGCGGGUGCCCACGCUGCACCCUGGCACUCCCAGCCUGGAGACAGUUGGUGACCACUUCAUCCCAACUCCACAGGCCUCAAGUGCAAGCUCUGAGGUGGGAGCACUAAAAACAAGCACAGGGAGCACUCUGAGGCUACUGUCUGCUCGAGGAACCAUUGCUGCAAGCCACCCCCUUGUGACCACUGAGGCCUCCGUCCAUCUGGAAGCAGAUGUGGGUGCUGGGCAAGGAGAGCUGCCCACCACAGCUAGCACCAUCACCGGCCACCCUACUGGCUCCAUGCUGCCUGACUGGGAUGACACAAAACCGGGGAAUAUAAGUCAAGGGGGAAGCAUGCUGUAUGAGGAGGUGGAAGAGGACCGAGUGGCAAUGGAAGCAUCCCAAACCCCACUGGGAAGUGAGGAGGAGGAUGUGAUGAGAGUGGUGCCAUCCCCAGCAUCUGCUCCACCAACUCCAGGGCUUGCCAAGGAGAGCAAUUGCACAGCUCCAGCGGUGCGUGGGGAUGGUGUGCUGCUCACUUCCACAGCCAGCAGCGAUGUUCCCCUCACAGUGGACUUGCCAGGUGUAGACACUGCUGGUCUGAACUCUCUGGAAAACAUUAAUGUGGUCACAGCAGAAGAGAAGAGCAUCCCUCCAUCACAGCCAGAGGCUGUUGUGAUGACAGAUGCAUCUGAUCUCUCUUCUACUCUGGAAAGCUCACUGAAAGGUGCUACUCAGGAGGUGACAACUGCUGCCCAGGAGGCUGAUGCUGCUCUGUCGGUUGUGACGCUGGCACCCACUGCUCCCCAGGGAACAGGAGCCUCAAGCCUGCCCCAGGAAACUAGCGGGGAGGACACCCAAAUGUCAGCUGCUCCUGGUGCCACCCAGAUGCUGACAGCAGCUGGCAGCUCCACAGCAAAACCUCCUGAUGUGGAAGACUUUGCGGAUGUGAUCCUGGUCACCAGCGAGAAGGCUGCUUCAGCUCCUGGUGGGCUGUCUGCUACGCAGCCUGGACAGACAGAAGAGCCAUCCAGCCGAACGGUGGUCCUGGUAACUCCAGCGUCAGUGGCAUCUUCUGUCAGGAGGACAGCUCUUCCAGCUGUGAGGAAGAUCAGUACUGCUGUAACCUAUGGGCUGGACCGGCUGGAGUCAGAAGAGGGUGAGGAAGAGGAAGAGGAUGAAGAGGAGGAGGAAGAAGAAGAGGAAGAGGAAGAUGAAGAGGACAAAGACAUAGAUUCAAUGGAUGAAAGCUUGGAAGGUGACACGGAGCUGCCAGGUUUCACGCUUCCAGGCGAGACCUCCCAGGAGCCCAUAGCUGGCCUGGAAAACCCUGCGGCCCAGCUGGCUGGGGUGUCCUACCAGGUUCCCGACACCAUUGAGUGGGAGCAGCAGAACCAGGGUCUGGUGAGAAGCUGGAUGGAGAAGCUGAAAGAUAAGGCAGGAUACAUGUCGGGGAUGCUGGUUCCUGUAGGAGUUGGGAUAGCUGGAGCCCUCUUCAUCCUUGGAGCGCUCUACAGCAUUAAGAUUAUGAAUCGCCGGAGGAGAAACGGCUCGAAGAGGCAUAAAAGAAAGAGGGAAUUUAACAGCAUGCAAGACCGAGUAAUGCUCUUAGCCGACAGCUCCGAAGAUGAAUUUUGAAUCGAACUGCAGUGCCCUUGUGAUAUCCAGUGACUUUUAAAAGGAGGGAGGGGGAGGAAAAGAAGGAAGGACUUUCUGCUGCAUCGCUGCUGUCAGCCAUCCCGAACACCAAGCAGUGGUUGGUACCACCCCAGCGAACCAGGCAUGCUAUGCUCUACGUGCACCGUGCAGUGAUAUUUGUUUUGGUACCAUAGUGAGAUUUCACAUUUGCACCCGGCGCCUCAUUCAGAUCCGCAGCGCGUCUUGUUACAGCGGGAGCUGAUCCGUACGGAUAAUUAUUUUCCUAUUACCCCGGUGUACUGUUUCGGUCCUUGGCUGGCAGUAAUCUAAUCAUAACAAUAGCUCUCACCUAACAUGGGAAUGGAAAUCUUUGCUGUGAAUGACUUCUGUCCAAUUUGUUAAUUUUAAAUGUUACAUUACCUGAGCUAGAGUUCAUUAGUGCUGAGAUUAGCUGCUCUGCUUAAUUAAUGAGUUAUCCACUGGAACUGUAUCCCUUGUCACCUGAGAAGUGCCCAAGUACCGUGUUGUCGAUACAGUUUGAAGCACAUUUCUACGCUCUGUUCCCUGAUUCCUGCCCCUUCUUUUACAAGCCCUCCCUUCAGCUCUGCUCCACACUUCUUGGAAACACACGGGAAUGGCCUCAACACUUGGUUCACGACAAAAAUCUUAGUCCAUUUUCAACCAGCACUGUCUGUUACAGCACAAUAAAUACCAGCGCUCACGUA